AUGCGCCAUAUCCACGAUGUUGAGCUGCUAGAGCAAGUCGGAAAGCUCCUCGGUGACGAAGCUCGAAACAAGAAUGUCUACGUCUUGUUUGUGCCAACAGAAAUCGGGGAAGACCCCGUACUCAGCGACACAUUGGGCGCCGCCUUCGUUCGAGGCCUGCAAUAUCGAGAUUCCAUCGAAGACAACGUGUGUAUGAUGCGGCGGACGCUUCGUGAGCUGCACUUGUUGCCAUUCCAACUGGCAUAUCCAUUCCUGUUAAGAACCAUUCUCCGCGAGGAGUGGGGUUUCGAUGGCCUGACCAUGAGCGACUGGGGGGGGACCUAUAGCACAUCCGAAGCCAUGAAUCCUGGUCUUGAUUCAGAGAUGCCCGGACCCACGGUCUUUUGGGGCAGGGCUUUGAGCUGGGCUGUCUCUAGUCGUAUGGUCUUGGAGGGAGCUAGGGUGAUGCCGCAUGGAGUCUCUUCCUCGGACGAUCCUGCCGCAGCUAAUACCGUCGAGAAUCAAGUGCUUAUUUGUCGAAUUGCCUCUGAAGGUGUUGUGCUCUUGAAAAACGCUCGGAACAUCUUGCCCAUCAAGCAAGGAGAGAAAAAGACUUCUGCCUUGAUUGGGAACCAUAUUAUGAACCCUGCCCUAGGUGGUGGGAGCUCUGAGGUCGAGCUAUAUUACACCGUCACACAAUACGAUGCCACCGUCGAAGAGGUAGGAAGAGAGCAGGAAAUAUUCGAAGAAGAUCCCGGAGAAUGUUCUCACGCCGACCCGCUGCUCAGGACGACUUCUUCGAAGAACCUGAUUGAUAUUCCAGAGAGCCUCAGAAAGCUCUUUAUCGACGGUACUGAAUCAAUCGACCUGUGGACGGACCGUCCUCCCGAAACCGGUGAGACGCCCGUAUUGAACCGCGUGUCCAUAGAGAGAUUUGCCGAUUUCGAUGCUUUGGCGGGCAAACCUGCUCGGAGAGCUAUUGGCACCGCCGCCACACCGACAGCACGCAUCGGCGGUUUCGAGGCCAUUGACGAAGACCAAGCCAUUCGCGAGGCGGCGGAACUCGUGAAGGUGGUCGAAUUUCUCACUGCCAUGACGGGCCUUUCCAUCGAUUACGAAUACGCAGAGUCAGACCGCAAAGCCUUGCGACUCCCCAACCGCCUCGACGAGCUGAUUGAGGCCGUGCUGAGCACAAAUCCCAACACGAUCGUUGUGACGCAGUCCGGUCUACCCAUCGAGAUGCCUUGGGUUGACAAAGAGGGCACCGUUUUGCAUGCUCGGUUCGGCCGAUUCUCCAUGACCUUUUCAAAAGCGCUGCGACAUACCCCAGUAUUCCUAACAUUCGGCAAGGUGGACCCCACCAUUCUGUAUGGAAAAGGCGUCUUCAUUGGGCAUAGAUACUACGAGAAGAUACACCACUUGUAUCCUAUGUUUGAACUUGCGAAAUUUGUGGUUCUGUCAGUGUUUGAAGCGUCGCCAGAUCACGAAAUGAAGGUAUCUGUCAAGGUGAGCAAUGCUGGUCCGUAUGCUGGAGCCGGAGUCGUUCAGAUCUAUGUCCAGUAUCUCACGAGCUCUAUUCAAAGACCCAUUCGGGAGCUCAAAGGUUUCAAGAAGGUGAGAAUCGGUGUGGGAACGACGGCCUCGGUCGAACUUCGGCUGGGCAAGUACCCCAUUUCGUUCUGGUGCGAGGAGCAUUCCCGAUGGAAGGCAGAGCAGGGCCAAUAUGUGGUCAUUGUCGAACGAAGCACUAAUCCGCAGGACGACGUUUUGCGAAAGAGCUUCACUUUGGAGGAAACAUUUUACUGGUCGGGGCUGUAG
Molecule: messenger RNA, 1797 nt
Organism: Lindgomyces ingoldianus
Lineage: Eukaryota; Fungi; Ascomycota; Dothideomycetes; Pleosporales; Lindgomycetaceae
Exons: 11
Coding region: 1-1797 (598 amino acids)
Biological process (GO): glucan catabolic process
Molecular function (GO): beta-glucosidase activity
Source: RefSeq, a predicted model, not a curated record